AUGGGCCACAGGCCACCCUUGAUGUCAUGGUGUUUCUGUUCCUUGAAGAUGGCAAUGUCACUUUCGGCAAUGAAUCAUUUGCAGGGAACCUUGAAGUUUAAUAUUAAGGUUUGCUGUAGUCAGUGUUGUUACUAUUUUAUUAAUUCAAUAAAUUUAUACCGUAAAUGUUUGAAUUAGUGUUUAAACAUACCUGGCUCCUUUCCAAAAUAAAAUAUAUAUAUUAGAUGCAUGAAUAUGGUGUCAAUAUACAGUAUCUAGAGAAGUAUUUACCCAUCUGAGAACUGCACACUCUCAGAUGUUGAUUGCAGCUCCACUGUACUGUACUGACAGUAGUGCUUGAGGGUAGUUCAGGUAAUUCAGUUACGAUUCUCCCCUCUACUGAGUUGGUAUGACUGGCACCCUGAAUGGAAAAGAGCCGACUGUUCUUACAAGCACAUUUCCUCCAAUCCCGCCCCUUCCCCUUUAAAUUGCCUGCCAUACAGGCCAUUCAUUCUCUUUCCUGCAAUCUUAGCACUUGGCUGUUUGGUUUAUUGAUUAAAAACCUUUAUCCUUUUACAUAGCCCAAAGUAAAAAAACAGUCAAGUCAAGAGACAAUGCAAGAGAAGAAACUCUUACAUUUUGUAAUCAAGUUUUGAGCCGUAUUGUACAAUUUGUUCCCAGACUCUCCAUGCAUGAUGACAAUGUUAAUAUGAUCAAAUGCGCCUUAGAUUUAUAUGUACAGUGGAACUUCGAUAUAAUGAACCUCUAUAUAAUGAAGUCCCUUGUGUACCGAACGAUUUUCUUUACUCUAGUAAUAACAACAUAUAUGAAAAAAGAACCUCAGUAUAACGAAACCUCGGUAUAGCGAACACAGUUUGCCAGUCCCUUGGCUCUGCGUUAUAUCGAGGUUCCACUGUAACCUUUAUACAAACGCUUGUCUAUAAAAUAUACAAAUAAAUUUGGGUAAUACCCUUGAUGGUAUAUGUAUAUACUCUCGAGGGUAACAAAUAAAAAUACUUCUCUUUUCUUUAGAUUAAAGAUUGGGAAUUCUGUGAUCCAGGACUUUCAAACUGCCGAAAAGGCCAAACAAAUGAAGAAGGUGCUUUCAUUGACAUUACACUUGCGGUCAAAAGCAAGGGAACACCCAUAAAAUUGUCCAGAGAAGACCUCGGCAAGGCUAAAAAGAAACCUGUCUGUUACAAGGAUAUGGACUGUCCUGAAACUUAUGACAUGGGUGGAGGUUCAGAGGUGCUGAUUAACAAGGAGGUAAAGUUAGCCUGCUCUCACCAAUGAAAAUAAACAAAACGUAUGAUUCUCGUCGUUGUACGUGCCCUUUGAGUUCAUGAUAUUUCUCCUCACUUCUUUCAGAUUCUCUUAGAUGAGGACCCAGUAGAUAUGCCUGAUCCUUUCCCUAAAUAUGAGACCCAAGGUAGCAAGAAGCUGUUUAUCUUCCGCAUUCCUAGGUUUAACAACACGGUUUUGAUUGACCCUACAGCCAACAUGGAUGGAGUAGCGGGCGAGCCCACCAUUGGUGGAGACGGUGGUGGUAAUGGUGGUGGAGGUAAUGGCGGUGGAGGUAAUGGCGGUGGAGAUGGUGGCGAGAGUACCACGGGUCCACCAAAUGGCAGUGCCCCGAUGUUUUUGUUAAACGUCUUCGCCUCGUUUUUUCCUCUCCUUGCAGCUAUUACCCUAUUUGUUUUCUAA
Messenger RNA from Porites lobata, 1683 nucleotides. The record is from the annotation of a GenBank genome assembly. NCBI's taxonomy places the organism in Eukaryota, Metazoa, Cnidaria, Anthozoa, Scleractinia, Poritidae.